Molecule: messenger RNA, 2418 nt
Organism: Trichoderma virens Gv29-8
Lineage: Eukaryota; Fungi; Ascomycota; Sordariomycetes; Hypocreales; Hypocreaceae
Exons: 3
Coding region: 1-2418 (805 amino acids)
Source: RefSeq, a predicted model, not a curated record
AUGGGGCACGGCUCUCUGGAUUACAGGAUUCGCGAUUCCGAAAGUAUGAAAGAGGCCAUACUUAAAAUGAUGAAAAAUUUGAAUAGGUCCCUUGAUGAAGUCCUUGCCUACCUCCAUGGCAAUAUUGAACAAGAAGAUGAAGAUUCCGAUGCAGACUCAGAUUCUGAAAUGGAAUCAGAUAUGGACCUGCUUCUUGACAGUAUCAAGGAUCCGGUUGAUCGUCUUUAUAAGAUGGCUGUUUGGAUCCGAAACCCAUCGACCAGAAUAGCGUCUUCGAAAGCCCGAAAUUUUCAGCAAAUAGACGAGAAAACCAACAUAGACCUAUUCAAAUCAUAUGAGACCUUCGAUUAUGAUUAUGUCAGCUCUCUAUUCCUAGAGUAUGAGAAGAAUAAAGCCCUACAGGAAAAUCCAACAGCCCAGCAUCAUGAUGCCACUGGUGAUAACGAGGAGCCUGCUGUCGGAGAUCAAGUAUGGGAGCCGAUUAGACAGACCUUGGAGCUGAACAGAAUCAAAAUAUCAAAUGGCAAUGAGUCUUACCUGGUUCACCGAAUAGCUCAGGCCAACGGACUCAGAAGGCGGCAGUUCGCUUACUGGAGAAAGCAUAAAGGCAAGCUCCGCGAACAUACAGCUGUUACCGUCGAAUUGUUAUCGCACAAGUUACCCACUGGAGAUAAUAUCAUACAAGACGAAAGCAAGAGGCAUAAAGCACCUUUAACGGUCACAACAGCUACUCAAUUACAUCCUUCACACGGAGCUGGGAAAGAAUUAUUGGAGAAUGAAAACAUCAUGCCGCUUGCUGUCUCUGAGUAUGCUCCGUCAGCAUGGAACCCUAGCAAAGACAUCGUCAGCUUUCCACUGCCUCCGAAGGUAUCUACAACUGACGAGUUUUUCGAAUGCCCAUACUGUUAUACCAUCUGCCCAGCUUCCAUUCUCUCAGAAAAGGCCUGGAGGGCUCAUUUAAUACGAGAUUUACGGCCUUAUAUUUGCACCUUUGAACAUUGUUCAAACUCUGAACAAUUGUAUGACAGCCGUGACGACUGGAUCCAGCACGAAACGUCUGCGCACCAAACCGUAUUUCGGUGCCCAAAACAUGAGGAAACAACUUUUACCACCUUAUCAACAUAUGAAGAGCAUACACAAGAGUAUCAUAAAGAAGACUCAAUGUCCUUAAAUUUUGCAAAAUCAACAAUUACCAAUAACCAGCGAAGCUGUCCUGUUUGCUCCAUAGUUUUAGGGUCUAUGCAAAAGCUACAGAGUCACAUCGCACUUCACCUUGAGCGCUUCGCCAUGUUUGCCAUACCUCGUUGCACAGACAAUGGCGAUAGAGAAGACUCUGGAGGCCGGUCUGCUAGUGCUCAUGUUGAUUCCAAUAAGUCUCUCGACGGAGAUCUAGAUGCAGAAUCAAAUGCUACUGGCAAAACUGGAGAUGAAAACUUCAUAAACCAUGAAAUAUUGACAAAAAUAAGGGACAUGAGCAACGAAAUAGCAACGCUUCGCUCCCCAGUGCACAUGCUAUCAUUGGAGGAGACUGAUUUCUUUUUGGAGCAAAUGAAAAAAAUAUGCUUCCAGCUAAAGAAAUAUGGGAAGAUUAUUAGAGCCUGGCCUCCGAGUAACACAACAAACACAGCUCUCUUUGAGCUUGGGGAGGCAUGUAUUGCGGCUGGACUAAUAGACGAAGCCAUUGAGACGCUUGAGCACCUGAAAUUCUUUCAGAUCAGUCAGCUUGACCAUGACGACCCGGCACUACUGCAGACAAAGCAACAGUUAACCAUAGCUUACCAAGUACACGAAGCGCUACAAGAAGUGACUAAAAGGUUGAACGCCAAUGCCGACCUACAUACAGAACCAAGCAAGAGUAAGGCUCUUGAUAUAUUUGCUCGUACUGAGGCUGGGGCGAGGCACGCCGAAACGAUAUGGGGUCCCACCAUCUGGAAAGAUCUACAAAAACGAAAUGAGCACGAUCGCGAAAACGAACAGCGUCUCGAACAGUCAUUCGAUUAUUUUUCGCGAAGUCCUGUUUACGUAGACGAUCCGUUAUCACCACCAGGCCCUAGGGAAAUUAUACGGAGGCGAAAAGAGAGAUUGGUGCAACAGGAGACAGAGCGUCGUAACAUACAAACGAAGCGCGAUCGAGAACUCGAACACAAUCGCGAUUCUCCCCAACAACGCCCAGUUCUGCCAUAUGACGAGCGUUUAGUUUGGGAAGAGAAUAAUCCGGAUAUAUCCCAUGUGGGACAAGAUCCUGACAACGCAGAUGAUUCAACUCAGUUUAUUCAGGAAUCCAUCUUAUCAAAAGAUUACGAAAAAUUACGCGACAUAAAUGAAAAUUCGAGAAAUAUUCAGCCAGGCACAUAUAUCCAUCUUGUUGCAGCACUUGAGCAGUCAGUGAAAAGACUAGAUCCACGUAGGUUCUUGUAG